Messenger RNA from Gaeumannomyces tritici R3-111a-1, 3458 nucleotides. Its product is annotated as E3 ubiquitin-protein ligase HRD1. The record is from RefSeq and is a predicted model, not a curated record. NCBI's taxonomy places the organism in Eukaryota, Fungi, Ascomycota, Sordariomycetes, Magnaporthales, Magnaporthaceae. Gene Ontology annotation, molecular function: zinc ion binding. Bases 218 to 2746 code for a protein of 842 amino acids. The transcript has 4 exons. Gene Ontology annotation, cellular component: cytoplasm.
CGAGCUUUCAAACGUGGCAUCAACAUCAACCACCAAAGGCGCAACCACCAAAGCUCCAACCUUCGGCCGGCCACAAACACCUCCCGCCGCCCGUCACUAGAAAAAAUGGGCUCCUGACGCUGCCCCUGCUGCCGACACUCGCACGCUCUCUCAGCCGCCGCCAUUGAUUGUGCAGGUCGUGCCCAACUCACCAGACGCCACAGCAGACGCCAUCACAAUGCGCUUGGCCUGGUAUGCUGGGGCCUCGACGGUCCUCGCCGGCGCAGUGGUGGCCUCGGCCUUCCACCAGCGGGCUAACUUCUACUCGGCCAUGGUCCACCUGUCGCAGAGCAACCUCUCCAUAAUGAUGGUCGUCAACGUGCUCCUCCUCGUCUACACCAGCUUCGUCUAUGGCCUCCAGCGACUGUGCUUCGGCCAGCUCCGUCCCGUCGAGGUCGAGCAGCUGUACGACAAGGGCUGGAUCGCCGUCACCGAGACCUGCUUGGCCAUGACCCUCUUCAAGGACGACCUCGGCGCAUUCUCCAUGAUCAUGUUUACCGCCCUCCUGACCGGAAAGGUCUGGGCCUGGAUCGGCGACAGCAGGGUCGAGAUCCUGGAACAGCAGCCCCCGGCCAACCCCCGCCUCUUCCACGCCCGCCUGAUCGGCUCGCUCACCCUGAGCAUCUUUUACAACUUCACCAUGUGCCUCUACGCCAUCCGCUCUGUCGUGCGCGCCGCCGAGUUCGGCAUGAUGGUCAUGUUCCUGUUCGAGUUCGCCAUCCUCCUCGUUUCGUCCACCCAGACCUCUCUCCGCUACGUCAUCUCGCUCCACGAGCAGCGCGUGCUCAAGGCCCAGAUGCAGCGCGGCCUCGAGGCCCGCCGACGCCACAUCCGGGAACAGAGGGCCAACAUGUUGCGCCGCCGCGAGAGCGGCGAGGCCACCGAGGCCGAGAAGGGUGAGCCCUUGCCCGACGAGAACGAUGUUGAAGAGAUGGAUAUCGAGGUUCCUGGCUGGGAGUCCAAGGGUCAUUGGAUACUGCUCCUGGACCUCGUCGCAGACUUCGUCAAGCUUGCCUGGUACUCCGUCUUCUUCUUGGUCCUUGCCAUCUUCUCUGGUCUUCCGCUUCACAUCAUGAGGGAUCUCUUCAUGACCACAAGGUCUUUCAUCAAGCGGCUGGGGGCGCUCUUGCGAUAUCGCCAGGCUGUCAGGGACCUGAGCCGAUACCCCGAUGCCACCGAGGAGGAUCUCGCCCGAGAGAACACGUGCAUCAUCUGCAGAGAGGAGAUGCGUCCCUGGAACCCAGAUGACGAUUCCCAGGUCGAGCGCAUCCGCCCAAAGAAGCUGCCGUGCGGCCACAUCCUGCACUUUGGCUGCCUGAAGAGCUGGCUCGAGCGCCAACAGGUGUGUCCCACAUGCCGAAGAUCGGUAGUCAUGGACGGGGCCGCGGCCGACGGGAACAGGAAUGGUGCCGUGCCGCGGCCGGGCGGUGGUGGUGCCGCCCCCAACGCCAUGGGAGCAGGGCCUGCCGCACCGGGAGCGCCGAACAACCAGCAACGGCAGCAGCCGCAGCCGGGCCGCCCCAAUGUGAGGAUGUUCAACUUCGGGCCCAUCAGGCUCGGGUUUGCCCAGGGCGCCCCAGAGGAUUUCCAAGACAUGGCCCAGAUUAUGGGCGUGCCACGCGACGCCGCCCCCGCCCCUGGCGCACACCCCCAGAACGCCCAACCAGCAGACCAACCCCAGCCCGCCGUGCCAGGAGUGCUUCCCAACCACACUGCGCCAUCCGCAAACAUGACGGUGAUACAGGCACAGCUCCGAGCCAUCGAGCGCAACAUUCAAAACGAAACCAUCUCUCUCCGCCUUGUCGAGAACGAAGCCCAAACACUGCGACUACUUAUCCAACAUAUUGAGAAUAUCCGUAUCCGUCAUGCCCAACACCUGGUGGCGGCACAGCCCAUGUUCCCUGUUAGCCUACAUAUCCCUCUCCAACCAGUUGCCCAGGACCAACCACAACCCGUCCCGGUGCCCGCCCCGGUGCCCGCCCCGGUGCCCGCGGCUGCUGUGCCGCACCAACCGGCCGGGCCUCAACCCCCUCAGAUGCCUCAAACCCCUCCAAACGUCGCUCUGACACUACAGCGUCUCCAACCGUCAGCGCCAGUCACACGGCACGUUGCGGCCCCCAACACCGCCGCCAUCCCUUCGGGCAGCCCUGAUCUCCCCGAAGGUGUGUCGAUACCACCUGGAUGGACGCUCCUACCACUUAAGCGCUCCGAUCUGCCUACUCUAGGAGGUGAAUCAAGCGGGUCAGGGCAGAGCCAGACUGCGACCCAGCCGAGCGGUAGUGACCAGGCGUCGCAGCCCUCUGGCAAUGUCCCUGGCGAAACAGCCGCUGCGCCCUCUAGCAGAGAUACCCUGCUUGAUGACAUGUCGAGCGGCAGUCCCUCCUCCUCCUCCACCACGUCUACAGAAGACGACGAGGACGAAGGAUGGGGAGGCGAGGGACUGGAACCUAUCCGAGACCAAGACCCGUCGUCGGACACUGCCGCGCCCGAGCACGAUCCGGGCUCUAUUCCGACCUCUUCAAGUGCGCUGCCGGUCUGGGGUGGAUCGGCACAGUUGUUUGGUGGCAGCACACCUGCAUCGGGGCCCGGUGACGAGCAGUCCGGGGCUGCUGACAGUGCCACCGCCCCCGAAAGCGAUGGGGCUGCCAAGGGUAAAGCCAAAGCUGUGUCAGUUGAGAGUGACGAGGACCAAGGGGCUGGUGAAUGAUGUCUUUGAAGUGAGGAGGUGUUGUGUGUCUUUUUCUCCUCAUCUCUCUUUCUUCAUCAAUCUCUACCAACAGGGAACAACCCCGUCCCUGCUGUUGCUGAGACGGCAUGGCGAGCCAAUGUUGCUGUCUUUUGCUGUGGUUGGCGGGCACAAGGCGAAAAAGAGGAGCAUAAUCAGCGGAGUUUGGAGGCGUCUUAUUUUAGAGCUAGCCUGCUCUGAAAUAUAUAUCCAUUACAGCGUUACGGAGCGAUGUCUAAUCAGCAACUGAUGUGCGAAUUUUGGAGACGCUGAUGGGGGGGUGUUUGGACAAAUCCAUCUGUCAACGUCACCCCGACGUGACGUUUUAAAGUUGACAGAGAUGCGUCAACAACACAUGAUACUAGUGGAUGCGUUCGAAAAGUCAUCUCCAGACAUGGCAAUAUCCAGACAAGGAAGAGAUUUUGAUGUUCAAAGUAGGCAUGUCAUAUGAUUAACGCCGUGGACGCCUUCCCCUUGGUUUGGAAAAAAAAAACCGAAGAAAACAGACACAAAUUGGAACAGAAAGUAGAACAAGAGGGACAAAGAUCGCGAAGCCAGCCAAAACCCGUCGAAACACCACACCAAAGGGAACCCGUGGAGAAAGGAGGAUAUAUGAACAGAGCGAUGCGCAAUAUGCCAGGAAGAUUUUGCUUUGGGGGUUUUUUCAUUUUCUUUUUUUUUUUUUUUUUUUUUU